Molecule: messenger RNA, 348 nt
Organism: Leptosomus discolor (cuckoo roller)
Lineage: Eukaryota; Metazoa; Chordata; Aves; Leptosomiformes; Leptosomidae
Product: placenta-specific gene 8 protein
Source: RefSeq, a predicted model, not a curated record
AUGGCUGCCCAGUCCGUCGUGACAAUCCAGCCGCAGUAUGGCAUCGUCGUGCCCACUGUCUCAAGGAACGUGUGGCAGACAGGGCUGAUGGACUGUUGCGCCGACUGCAGCGUCUGCUGCUGCGGGUUGUUCUGCUUUCCCUGCCUCGCCUGCCAAGUGGCCGGGGACAUGAAUGAGUGCUGCCUGUGUGGGACAAGUGUUGCCAUGAGGACCCUUUACCGCACCAGAUACAACAUCCCGGGGUCGAUUUGCUCUGACUCCUGUAUUACCACUUGGUGCCUUGUGUGUUCUGUUUGCCAAAUUAAGAGAGACAUCAACCGGAGGAAGGAGCUGGGCAUAUUCUGGUAA